Molecule: messenger RNA, 588 nt
Organism: Phytophthora infestans T30-4
Lineage: Eukaryota; Oomycota; Peronosporomycetes; Peronosporales; Peronosporaceae
Exons: 2
Coding region: 1-588 (195 amino acids)
Source: RefSeq, a predicted model, not a curated record
AUGUCGACGACAUCACCAGCACCAGCAUCGCAAGAGCACGUCCGAGUCUCUCCAUAUCCAGAACGGCGCCGCAGCCCGGUCUCAAGUGAAGUCUACCAGCUCGUGGCCUCCCACGUCUACCGGCUGGUCGUCCAGCCGAUCGUGAAGGCAACAGUUGGCGAGCGCGACUCCCCCGGCAACAAUCUGGAUCCUUUUGUUGCUGGCGGAACUUCGUUCCAAGAGAUAUUGCAGAAACUUUGGGAACAGUUCAGCCCUCAAGUUAAAGGCAGGGCAGUGAAAACCGACGGGACUUGGACCAUUGAGCCUGCUACACGCACCAAGCUCAUGAUAUAUAAGGAGCAUCUCAAUAGUAUCAACCAAUCAACACACAUGGCGCUCGACUGUGUGAAUGCAUCCAUUGCCGAGGCUGUUCGCCUUCGCAAUGACUGGGAUGCAUAUGGGCGACGUUUGGAAUGCUUCGAAAUAAGCCUUCCGACACGCAAGGCUCAGAUCGAGUCGUUCCUUCACCACAUCGACCUUCCCAAUCAAGACGAACUGGCCGAUCCGUUGGAGAACAUGGAAAAUGUUGAAGACAUCGAGCACCAAUAG